UUCUCUCGUUUCCUGAAACUGCCUUCUGCUCAGUGCAUUGAGAAAAGAAAAACAAUGGGAAAAGCUACAAGGUGGCUGAAGAGCUUGUUUGGGGUGAAGAACAGCAUAGACCACUCGAACUCCGGUUACCGGAAAAAAGACAACGAGAGGUACAACGUCGGCCAUUCGGGCCGACAACUUUUGUGUCACAACCCCACGACAAUACCACCUAACAUAUCAACAGCAGAGGCAGUAUGGCUAAGUUCAUACCGCAAUGAAGCAGAGAAAGAGCAGAACAAGCACGCAAUCGCCGUCGCGGCCGCCACAGCAGCGGCUGCAGACGCAGCUGUAGCCGCUGCGCAGGCAGCAGUAGCGGUGGUGAGGCUGACGAGUCAUGAUAAGGGAACCAUGUACGGCGGCGGACGUGAGAGGUGGGCCGCUGUUAAGAUUCAGACCGUUUUUAGAGGCUACCUAGCAAGAAAAGCACUGAGUGCUUUGAAAGGAUUGGUGAAGAUACAGGCAAUGGUUAGAGGAUAUUUAGUGAGGAAACAAGCAGCAGCUACUUUUCAUAGCAUGCAGGCCUUGAUAAGAGCACAAGCCACCAUUAGGUCCCGGAAAGCUCGAGCAAUUGCGGAGAGAUUCGAUGAUAUGAGGAAUGAACAUACUGUUUUGAUCCAUAGCAGAAGAUUGUCGGCUUCUCUCGACACUCCUGCCAUGAAUUACAUUGAUGAAAGUCCAAAAAUCGUGGAGGUUGAUACGGGCAGGCCGAAAUCGAGAUCUCGAAGGACCAAUGCCUCUGUAUCGGAUUUCGGGGACGACCCCAAGUAUCAAUCGAUGUCUUCUCCGCUUCCAUGUCGAAUUCCGGCUGGUUUAUCGAUACCGGUUCAAGACAUGGAUUGGGGAUUAACAGGAGAGGAAUGCAGGUUCUCCACGGUACAAUGUACGCCUCGGUUUUUGGGUUCUUGCGUCGGUAAUGCCCCGGUCACACCGAGCAGGAGUGUCUGUGGUGGUGGAAACUACUUGGGACAGUACAGGGAUUCUCCCAAUUAUAUGGCGAAGACACGGUCUUUCAAGGCUAAAUUGAGGUCUCAGAGUGCUCCAAAGCAGAGGCCGAAAAAGCGGGUUUCGCUGGACGAAAUGAUGGAGUCUAGAUGUAGCUUAAGUGGAGUUAAGAUGCAGAAAUCGUGUUCACAAGUUCAGGAAGCUAUUAAUUUCAAGAAUGCAGUGAUGGGGAAGCUCGAAAGAUCCUCGGAGUUGGGCAGAGACCAUUUGCAGAGGAAGUGGUGAAUGUGGAGAGCAAAUAAUGAAAAACGCAGCAUGAUGAACUUUGCCUCUCUUGGAUGUUGGUGAGCAAAGAUAGUUGAGAUGACAACACAGAAUGUGCAGGGAUUCCUAUGUAAACAAGUGC
This is a messenger RNA of Hibiscus syriacus, 1387 nucleotides long. RefSeq names its product protein IQ-DOMAIN 31-like. The record is from RefSeq and is a predicted model, not a curated record. The transcript is spliced from 3 exons. The coding region runs from base 55 to 1266 and encodes 403 amino acids. NCBI's taxonomy places the organism in Eukaryota, Viridiplantae, Streptophyta, Magnoliopsida, Malvales, Malvaceae. Gene Ontology annotation, molecular function: protein binding.